Molecule: messenger RNA, 3438 nt
Organism: Mytilinidion resinicola
Lineage: Eukaryota; Fungi; Ascomycota; Dothideomycetes; Mytilinidiales; Mytilinidiaceae
Exons: 2
Coding region: 143-3256 (1037 amino acids)
Molecular function (GO): protein binding
Source: RefSeq, a predicted model, not a curated record
CUUCUUUGUAAAGCGGAUGCUCGCCCCGGAUAGCAUCAAGUCUCUGUAUCGCCAGCAGAAGGACCCAAUUUCUUCAGUCUCCAUAUUACUCAGAUAGACGGACCUUUGAAUCAGCGUCGAGAAGUCGAGAAGGUAUUCUUCAAUGGCUACAUCGCAGGGAGACCAACGCAGUAGUCGGGAACUGGAGAGCUCGUCUGUCCACUUCUCCGAUGAUUCCAUGGCGUCUUCCACGGAUGAAGGGGACGACAAGAACAAACGUAGCUCGGCACGGGAGAAGUUUCGUAGAAAAUGCGAAGCAACCAAGAACUCCACCUGGGAUCAAACAGAGACUGCCAAGUGGAAGCUUCGCAGGAAGACGGCGCCUCUUUGCAGCGCUUGCAGAGAAAUUCCGUUCGCUGAGUGUCUCUCAGACUCCACAGGCGAAGGCGGAACCCAGGUUUCGAACGCGAGAAAACGCAAAGAGCUCGUGUAUAUCAAAAGUUUGUCGAGGAUCUUGAAGUAUCGGGAUUGGUGUAAAUUGUGUAGGCUACUGUUCCGAAGCAUUUGCCAGCCGGAGUACGACUUGCUGAAAGCAGAGCAUAUCAGCAACGGCCUGCACGAUAACGACAAGCUGAAAGAAAUCGAGAGUUUCGCUGAAUGGACCGAGAAGCCGGCUCAUUGGAGGGCGGGAGCGGAUGUGUGGCCGUUCGGAUACGCAGUCGAUCGCCGGCAAGCCGCUCAAUCGACGCAGGAAAAGGCAAAGAGACUCUUUUCUCAGGCCGAAGAGCGCGAUCUCAAUUUCAAGAGCCUCAAUGAUAUUGCUGAGAUGUACAAGACUGACAGCCUGUCUGACCGCACGGUGGAGGUUACCAACACGGCGAUAUCGAUCAUGAAUACGGCCGGGACAGACAAUCCGCAGGUGCGAGAGGUUUUGGCUCGUGCUCAGGCGGUGACAGGCCAUAUGGCGCUGUUCAAUAGUAAGAAGAGAAGGAGACUGCCUUGUAUUCUUGUGAUAAGGGCGUAUCGGAAGGACGAGGAGAAAGCGGGUGUACUGAGCGUCCGCGUAUAUGGCCAUGGGCGGGUGCCGCUCGCUCCGUUGAAAGAGAUAUGCCAUUUCAGCUUGCGGUUCGAGACGGGGAGCUCCCCCAAUCUGCGGAAUCCGCGAAGAGUCAAGGAGCAGAUUUGGUACGGGAAUAAACUAGAACUCCGGAUCAACGUCGACUUUUUCGCAGAGUGCGCGAAUGCGUGUAUGGCGCUGCAUAAAGAAUGUGCAAAGUUGCAGUGGAGCACGUCAGCGAACUCAAACGCAAGGGACCGUGAUGGCAAUGCCUCGUUUAGACUGAUCGAUGUGCAUAAUAUGCGCAUCAUUGAGACCGACUUUGAAGAGACCAUCCGACCAGAGCCGCACCGGUAUCAUCUGGAUUAUGUGGCGCUCAGCUAUACCUGGGGCAAAAAGCCAUUACCUAAGGGCUGGAUACAGCAGACUAGGGCUUCGCGCCAAGGGGGGCCUCCGCAAACGGAAUACUAUAACUUGGAGACUCGACAGGCAACGUUGAAUCGUCCAGAACACGAUGAAAGCCAAAUCCCUACACGACUUACGACGGAUAACGAGAGAAUUUUGCUAAGCGAGAAUGGCUUGAAGGGUGACGGGGUGUAUAUUCCGAAAACCAUCGACGACGCAAUCAAAGUCGUAAAAGAAGCAGGUCAACACUAUCUCUGGGUCGACAGCCUUUGCGUCAUUCAAGAAGAACACACUUCGGACAACCGAGCCAACAUCGCGCGCAUGGGGCGCAUUUACAACCACGCCCUCUUCACUAUUGUGGCCGGCGAUAGCCCGCAUGCGGACGCCGGCAUCGACGGCAUCAGCCGCGACCGAGAUACCUCAGAGGUGAUCAUGGAGGAGAAGAUCGUUGGCAACGCGCAACUGUUUUUGCCGGUUGGUUUAAAAGGGUUGAACUUUCGGCCGUGGGAGGAAAGGGCGUGGUGUUUCCAGGAGAAGGUAAUGUCGAGACGGCUGCUUGUUUUUGCAACUGGUUAUGCAGUAUGGCAUUGUAGGGGAGGUGUUUGGAGAGAGGAUGUCAACGCGUUAGAUGGGGACAAGAGUUCGGUUUCGUUCCCGUGGCUUCGUUUAACCCCGAUCGACCCGCCUGAUACCACGGCUCUCGCUCGAGCGGGACUAGAGAAGAGGAAAGAGGACGGGAGCGUGAGAUUAAUGAGGCACCCGGCUAUGGAUCAGUAUAUUAAUGCGGUGGAAGAUUUUAGUCGAAGAGCUAUCGGCGAGAGCUGGAAAAUCCUCGACGCAUUUAAAGGAGUACAGAACAUACUCAAAGGUCCUGAACUCCUUCAUUCGCCCUUUCGAAACGGUCUACCGAGCAAUUACCUAGACAUUGCGCUGUUAUGGCAGCCUAAACAGCCUUUACGCCGUCGAAGGGAUCAUGUUGACGAACAUGGAUGUGUUCUCCAUUGCCCGCCGAGCUGGACAUGGGCUGGCUGGGAAUCUUCACAAGAAUGUGAAUACCCUAAGUCGGAAGGCGGAGCUGUGUAUUACGACAAGCCAUUCGACGUCCACUUCGACGAUCUAGGCUUCGUCAAACGCCUUAAAAAACUUGGCGAAGAGCGCAUUCGGCCCCGAAAUUGGACGUUGUAUGGGGUCAGCGCGAAGAGUCAGGAGCUUUUGGAUCUAGGGAUGUUCAGUCUUCCUGGUAUGGGAACGAAGGUCUUCAACGAUUGGGAAUCCUGGGAACCCGAGCCAGCGACGACGGCGUUAAGAUUUCCGGUCAGCGAGUUGAAUGAUCGGCACCUUGUGCUGCAGACGGAGGUAGCGACGCUGUUACUGGGAAAGGAAUGCUGGAGAGAGAGGACGUACAGAAAACUUGCGGAUUUUGAGUACUGUCGCGAGACUUUCCACGAGACUGACCCAAGCAAUGCCUCUUCGACAGAGGCUCACCUUAGCCGAAUCGCACCGACAGAGUCGGACGUCAACACUACAAUAUCGCACGAAUACUGGAUCAAGUCAAGCAAGGAAAACAACAUGGGCAUCGUAAAGAUAGAUGCGGGCUCCUAUUAUCAAACCUCCAUCGAUGCAGCCAUAUUGUCUGAAGCACAAUACAUAGGGAACGAGAAAAACGUUGAUGUUUUAGGAUAUCCUUUCUAUAACGUUAUGCUUUUUGAAAGGAAGAGUGGGGGUAUUCUUGCAGAGAGGAUAGGCUUGGGUAAGAUAUACAAAUCUGCGUGGAAGAAAUCGAAGCCGAGGAAUGAAAUUGUCGUAGUAGAGUAAACGGGGGAUUAGCUUACCUAGCAAUCGGCAUUCAUGUCUAUUCAGGACUUCUCGAGUCCGACCGUCACUGUCUUUCCAUUUCUCUCCGCUGCACCUUCUUCCCACCCCAAUAUUCGAUCGCACUCCGAGCAUGCAUAGUUUAUCAAACACUUCUCUAGGUAAUUCAUUGGGCAUAACAGCAC